Pseudovirgaria hyperparasitica is the source of this 1665-nucleotide messenger RNA. RefSeq names its product H+/nucleoside cotransporter. Bases 1 to 1665 code for a protein of 554 amino acids. NCBI's taxonomy places the organism in Eukaryota, Fungi, Ascomycota, Dothideomycetes, Acrospermales, Acrospermaceae. The record is from RefSeq and is a predicted model, not a curated record. Gene Ontology annotation, cellular component: membrane. The transcript has 2 exons. Gene Ontology annotation, biological process: nucleoside transmembrane transport. Gene Ontology annotation, molecular function: nucleoside transmembrane transporter activity; symporter activity.
AUGCAUACAUGCAUACAUGCUAUCAAUUCAAGAAGCUCUCUAUUUUUAAUAUGGAAUUGGGAAUGCAAGCCGUCGUCACCACAUUUUAACGGAUUCAUCUUCCUCCUCUUCACCGCAUGGUGGAUUGUUGGACUCGCUCUCCACCGCCAUGACAAGAACUGGAUCAAGCCGUUUCUGUUCUGGCUCGCCAUCUCGCUCCGAAUCAUCACCCUCUACGUCCCGCUCGCGCCGUUCGUCAUGAAGGUGCUCGCCUUCGCCUGGAACAACACUGCUGUCCGUAUUAAGGAUGUCGUUCCAGAGAAGAUGCGCACACCUGCUGCUGCUGUGCUCGUUGUCGCCGUCUUCCUGGUUGGCUCCUUUGCUUCCGACGAAAGCGCCGACAACACUCGCGCGAACCGCGCCGUCAGUUUGUUUGGUCUCGUCGUCUUUAUUGCUCUCCUGACCGCCACCUCUCGCAACUACAAGAAGAUUGUGUGGCACACAGUCAUUGUUGGUUUCUUGGUGCAAUUCAUCGUGGCUCUUUUUGUGCUCCGCACAAAGGCCGGUUACGACAUCUUUGCCUUCGUCUCUGAGCUUGCCCGCGAUUUGCUUGGUUUUGCUGGCCGCGGUGUGGCUUUCUUGACGGAGCAGAAUGUCGUCGACACCAUCCACUGGUUCUUGAUCUCCGUUCUCCCGGCCAUCAUCUUCUUCGUCGCCCUCGUUCAGCUUCUGUACUACUGGGGCACGCUGCAGUGGUUCAUUGGCAAGUUUGCCGUCUUCUUCUUCUGGAGCAUGCGUGUGUCCGGUGCCGAGGCUGUCGUUGCAUCUGCCUCGCCCUUUAUCGGGCAGGGUGAAUCUGCCAUGUUGAUCAAGCCGUUUGUCGCCCAUUUGACCAAGGGUGAACUGCACCAGGUCAUGACUUCCGGUUUCGCCACCAUCGCCGGAUCUGUCUUGGUCGCAUAUAUUUCAAUGGGCAUCAACCCGCAAGCCCUCAUCAGCUCCUGUGUCAUGUCCAUUCCCGCUUCGCUCGCCAUGUCCAAGCUUCGCUAUCCCGAAGAAGAGGAGACUCUCACAUCGGGCCGUGUAGUCAUUCCCGACGACGACGACCACAAGGCCGCCAACUCGCUCCACGCAUUCGCCAACGGCGCAUGGCUCGGUCUUAAGAUUGCUGGUAUGAUCCUGUCCACGCUACUCUGCAUUAUCGCGCUCGUCGGCCUCAUCGACGGCCUGCUCACCUGGUGGGGCCGCUACCUCGAUCUCCAGGGCGAAUACGACCUCACCCUCGAGCUUAUCCUCGGCUACGUAUGCUACCCAAUCGCCUUCCUGCUCGGCGUCUCGCGCGAGGGCGGCGACCUGCUCAACGUCGGCCGUCUGAUCGGCCAGAAGAUUGUCAUCAACGAAUUUGUCGCCUACACUGACCUGACCACCAACCCCCGCUACGCAAACCUGUCCCCUCGCUCGAACCUCAUCGCCACAUACGCCCUCUGUGGCUUCGGCAAUAUUGGCUCGCUUGGCACUCAGAUUGGCGUGCUCUCGCAACUCGCCCCUGGUCGCUCCGGCGAUGUCUCCCGCUUGGCUAUCUCGGCGCUGAUCACGGGUAUUCUGUCGACGCUGUCGAGUGCUGGUAUUGCGGGUAUGCUCGUCACCGAUCAGGCUGCGUUUACUACGCCUGGUGUGGCGGGCUAG